AUCUCUCUUUUCCAAACUCUCUGUAGAUAUAUAUAUAAUCACCAUCAGACAAAAGGUGCCACAAAACAGCAAUAGUCUCAUCUGUGUAGUACUUUGAUUGCUUUGUUACAAAAGCGUAUCUCUAUUCCAUAUUUAUUGAAUGUAUACCUUGUUAAAUCAGUUUUUAUACGGGCCGUAUAGAAUUACGGCGGUCAUAGUCUUAUACAAGCUGUAUAAUUCAUAUGCUACAUCCUAUGCGGGCCGACAUUUUAAAUAAAAUUAAAAUCAAGGGGUACACUCAGAAUAGGGGUACUCUCUAUUCUAGAUUUGUACGUUUUUUUUUUUUUUUUUGUUAAUAUGGGAUUUGGUUGUAGGUUUAUGAUGAAGAGCCUAGUUCCAGUACACCAACAACUAUCAGUUCCAUCGGUGAGUUUUCCCGGUGCAAUGGAGUCAUUUCUACCACAAAUCCGUAGAGACAAGGUGGUUAUCGUCAUGGGAGCGACCGGGACAGGAAAAUCAAGGCUUUCAAUCGACCUAGCCAUGAAAUUCCCUGCGGAAAUAAUCAAUUCCGAUAAGAUGCAGGUAUACAAAGGUCUUGAUAUUACCACAAACAAAGUCACAGAGGAGGAGUGUUUUGGGAUCACUCACCACCUUCUGGGAUUUGUUGAUCCUAAUGUGGAUUUCACAGCUAAUGACUACAAUCAAGUUGCAUCGCUGACGGUGGAAACCAUAGUCGCGAAUAACCGGCUUCCAAUUAUAGCAGGAGGGUCAAAUUCAUACAUAAAGGCUCUAGUUCAUGACAACAUUGAGUUCCAACCGAGAUAUAGUUGUUGCUUCUUGUGGGUUGAUGUCUCCUUGCCCAUUCUUCGGGCUUUCGUGUCCAAACGCGUGGACCGGAUGGUGCAAGCGGGUUUAGUCCAUGAAGUGAGAAGAUUUUACGACCUGCAUAUGACUAACUCUAUAGGGCUGAGUCGCGCUAUUGGUGUUCCGGAGAUGGAAAAGUAUUUUAGGAACGAAAAUGAGGUGAAUCUCAAAGAAGCAAUUGAGAAGAUUAAAGCUAAUAGUUUUGAACUCGCGAAACGCCAGUUGCAAAACAUUCCCAGGCUUCAAAAGCAACUAGGCUGGGAUAUGCAUCACUUAGAUGCCACCGAGGCUUUUGUUAAACAUGGAUUUGAGGCAGAUGAGGCUUGGGAGCGGCUUGUGGUUCGACCAAGCAGUCGGAUUGUUGGCGAUUUUCUUUACAAAGACAAUCAAGAACCGUCACUUAACUUCAAAAACAUCAUGGCCGCUAAGCCGGUUAUCCAAGCUCCAUCUACGGUCAAAGCCAUUGCUGUUGUGGCACACUAGUGUUAUAGCUGAACUGAAUUACAUGAGUGGCGGGUGGGUCUCACUAAAAGGUGAGAACAUAUUCUCCUCAACAAAGAUGGGAAGUAUCUUAUAACUAUAUAUUAUACAAAAAGUUAUAUAGAAAAAGAACGUUAUGGACU
Molecule: messenger RNA, 1466 nt
Organism: Helianthus annuus (common sunflower)
Lineage: Eukaryota; Viridiplantae; Streptophyta; Magnoliopsida; Asterales; Asteraceae
Product: adenylate isopentenyltransferase 5, chloroplastic
Exons: 1
Coding region: 337-1326 (329 amino acids)
Biological process (GO): cytokinin biosynthetic process; tRNA modification
Cellular component (GO): mitochondrion
Molecular function (GO): tRNA dimethylallyltransferase activity
Source: RefSeq, a predicted model, not a curated record